AUGAAACUUGCUUCGGUUGCAGUGGUGCUUACCAUAUUUGCCAGUGCCUCUGCAGUUGGAGCGGAGCCAGACGCCGCCGCCCAAAGGUACUACAAGAAUGUGCGGAAGGAGUUGCAAGUGCCUUUUGGGAAGUACAAUAUUGUGUGGUUCAGCUCCAUUCGCGGCGAGAGCACUGAGAAUAUUGCGUACGUUUAUCCGGGAUGGAAAGUAGCGAUUGAAUGCAGCAACGCGACAAAAUGGGUUCCCAACGAGUUCAAAAAGCAAGUGUGUGAAGGAAGAGAGAGCAAUUGUACGAGUCAGAAGACUCUCCAGUCUCUCUUUCCUGGGGUGCCCGAGUCGCACCAGUGGUGGACGGGGGGUGACGGCAAAACGGAACCUGUUGUUCUCAACGUGCCUCACAGUGUCCCUAGUUCAAAGACGUUCUCGUUCAGAUGCGAGACGAUGGAGCACCCAAAAGCAAAAAGUCAGUCGUACAUCGUAACUCUCUUGACAGAGAACGCGCCGGAGUACGUAAACUUCAGGGCUUAG
Messenger RNA from Neospora caninum, 528 nucleotides. RefSeq names its product SRS domain-containing protein. Gene Ontology annotation, cellular component: membrane. The record is from RefSeq and is a predicted model, not a curated record. Bases 1 to 528 code for a protein of 175 amino acids. The transcript has a single exon. NCBI's taxonomy places the organism in Eukaryota, Apicomplexa, Conoidasida, Eucoccidiorida, Sarcocystidae.